UUUGCAUUGCAUUGAUUGUUUUGACGUGCGCGGAAAUAGAUGUCUUAGUUGUAUUGCAGUCUGUUAAUUUAACGUAUCUGUUUCUAGUAUUAAUUUGAAAAAAAACUAUGGCUUUAGCCAUUAUCAGUUAAUAUUAUCAGUAAACACAUUUGAGUUAAUAUAAAAAUGGCGUUGAGUGACGUCGCUGAAGAGUACUUUCGUACAUUGAACCCACUAGCUGCAAAAAUACAUGAAGAUAUCACUGAAGCUAAAAAUGCAUAUGAAAACAUUUGGGAUACUCUAUCAUAUAAGGAAAAGGCUGAAAUUAUAAAUGAAUCAAUAAUUAAACCGGAUAUAGCUCUAAAAUAUGCUCUACUUGAUACAUUAGAGUUUGAUUUAGACAAUCCGCCUAAUAAUAACGAUGAUCUGAUGUCAUUCUUUGGCAAAGAACAUGCCAUGAAGAUUGUACAAGAUGAAAAUGGUUCGUACAGGGAUGAACAUUCUGCUCCAUUCCUGUAUCAGACUAAAAGUCAGUUAAAUUUAUGCAUUUUAAACGAAAGCAGACAACCAAAGGAACCUAAAUGUACCUCACCACCUCCGAUACUCUCGGAAUUAGCAUUAUCUCAUUCAAAAGUAGUGAAUGAGUUGAAGAAUGCACUUAAAUCACAUGAUGUAUUGAAGAAUACAUUCAAAGAUCCCAAAGAUAGAGAUGUUACCUCCCCAACGGGACUGUUUACAAAGUUUAUAGGAAACUUUAAAUGUAAAGAUGAGGAAAGAGAAUGCUUAAUGACUGGACAGAAUACUCAUAUUGUUGCAUCUUCAGAUAAUUUCUUUAGAACCAAUUUCAAAAGUCCGCAGAAUGAUAAUAAAUAUGAUAAGGAUUAUCGAAGCAGUGUUAUUAAGUCAAAUAGUGACUUAUCGGAGGAGAAUCGUGGUCUGCUCUCAUCUAGUCAGGCGUCUUCAGGGACCGAUUUCCAGUCGACUGAGACCCUCACGGAAGGCACCAGUCUGCCGAAGACAGGUUACGAUUUCUUGGAUAACUGGUAAUUCUUCUAGAAGCUACAGGUUUUCUUGAUGCGACAGUAAAUCUUCUUGAUGUUACAAUGAAACUAGGCCCUUAAUUCUGCUGUCUUUCUGUAAUUCUUAGUUAAAUCUCAACAUGUCGUACACCAAUAUAGUACUGUCCUUUUAUUUAACGAUGUUUUUCUGUUAAAUGAGAGGGCAUAGCAGUUCCACCAUCAAGCUAAAGCCAUUAAAUACUUUUUCUGCAGAUUACAAGACACUAUUGGUUCCAGUUUUGUUGAAUUUAAGGGUUUUGUGUUGAUAGUUCUAUCUGGUAUAGAAAACAGAUAAUGUUUUCGUACGAAACAUCACAUGUGAAUGUUAGGAUAAGACGUUACGAUUUUCAUACUUUAUUGACCAUUGGUCAUAUACUAUAAGUUUUGUCUCUCCAAUGUAAGCGUACAUAUCGACGCUGGAAAGCAUAAACGCUG
Papilio machaon (common yellow swallowtail) is the source of this 1472-nucleotide messenger RNA. RefSeq lists its product as uncharacterized. NCBI's taxonomy places the organism in Eukaryota, Metazoa, Arthropoda, Insecta, Lepidoptera, Papilionidae. The record is from RefSeq and is a predicted model, not a curated record. Bases 166 to 1026 code for a protein of 286 amino acids. The transcript has 3 exons.